This is a messenger RNA of Etheostoma cragini (Arkansas darter), 1114 nucleotides long. It is a transcript of the gene rab1ba, whose product is annotated as zRAB1B, member RAS oncogene family a. Gene Ontology annotation, molecular function: GTP binding; GTPase activity. Lineage: Eukaryota; Metazoa; Chordata; Actinopteri; Perciformes; Percidae. The transcript is spliced from 6 exons. The coding region runs from base 306 to 911 and encodes 201 amino acids. The record is from RefSeq and is a predicted model, not a curated record.
CACGUCACUACCGCACCUGCGCAGCCAUCUUGAGCCUUUAGCAAGCAACGGACAAGGCAGAAGAAAAUAGGAGUGAAAUACAACAGCCCAACCUGAGAAAACAGGGAUAUGUCCGCUAGAAUCAAGGAUAUAUGAAACAAUAAAGGUCGAAUACAGUGGAACGACCACGGGACAGUAACGGAGACGGUAAAACAGCCAUCUAAGUGCCUCGGAUACCCGGACCUAACGUUAUACAAGUCAUCUUUUUUGCCGGAGUAGGAAGGAAGAGUCGAUUCGCCGACAGAAAAAACACAUUCAGUGAAACCAUGAAUCCCGAAUAUGACUAUCUGUUUAAGCUCCUGCUCAUUGGAGACUCUGGAGUAGGAAAGUCCUGUCUUCUGCUGCGCUUUGCUGACGACACCUACACAGAGAGCUACAUCAGCACCAUCGGAGUGGACUUUAAGAUCCGCACCAUCGAGCUGGAUGGCAAGACCAUCAAACUGCAGAUUUGGGACACUGCAGGCCAGGAGAGGUUUCGUACUAUCACCUCCAGUUACUACCGCGGGGCCCACGGCAUUAUAGUUGUGUAUGACGUGACAGAUCAGGAGUCCUAUAACAACGUCAAGCAGUGGCUUCAGGAAAUCGACCGCUACGCCAGUGAAAAUGUCAACAAGCUUCUGGUGGGCAACAAGUGUGACCUGACCACUAAGAAAGUAGUGGACUACACAACAGCCAAGGAGUUUGCCGACUCUUUGGCCAUCCCCUUCCUGGAGACAAGUGCCAAGAACGCCACCAACGUAGAGCAGGCUUUCAUGACCAUGGCUGCAGAGAUCAAGAAGCGCAUGGGUCCUGGGGCCACAGCCGGCGGUGACAAGCCCAACUUAAAAAUUGAGAGCACUCCCGUCCGGCAGUCUGGAGGGGGCUGCUGUUAAAAGACCCCUCGCCCUCCCUCGACCCACCACCCUGACCAUCACUUCCACCAAAAACUCCCUUUCUUCUUCUGCUGUGUUCCCUCCCAUCAUCUCCGCCACUUCCACACCCAACCAGUCCUCCAUAACACCCUGUAACCCUCUCCCCCCUUCUUUCAGCCCGCCUGGACAUCCGGGGACGGUUGGCCAAACAGAAGAGUAAACUG